This is a messenger RNA of Trichoderma citrinoviride, 852 nucleotides long. RefSeq lists its product as hypothetical. Lineage: Eukaryota; Fungi; Ascomycota; Sordariomycetes; Hypocreales; Hypocreaceae. Bases 1 to 852 code for a protein of 283 amino acids. The transcript is spliced from 5 exons. The record is from RefSeq and is a predicted model, not a curated record.
AUGAAGAGACAAGCUGGCGCUGCCGUCACUGCGACGAGCGAACCAACUUCUCGGUCUGCAGCCACUCCCCAGUCUCUGGCAAAGCCAACAAGCUCUCCGUCUACAGCAACCUCUCAACAGCCGAAGAAGCAAGCGAAGAGCAGCGGUGACACGUCACAAGCUUCAAGCCAAAGAUCCGUGGAGCAAGCCUCUUCGCAGCUUCAAACUGUUGGAAGCAGCCAUUCGACAGCCUCUUCUGAGCAAGCAACCCCGCCAACUGAGCAACCUUCUCAUUCAACCAGGCUUCCUCUAGUACCGGACAAUCCGCACCUAGACCGCUACGCUGGCAAAUAUAUCUUUACCGUCGAGGUUGCUGUGUCCGGCUACAUUCUCUGGGGAAGGGUUGAUCUGGGGCCCCUGAAGGGCAUAUUCUUCUUGGAUGAACGCCCUGAGCCUCACGCUGAUGGGAGCACCGACGGCAUCCUCAUCAAAUGGUGCGGCUACGCAGUUGAAACCUCGGAAUUUAUUGGUGACUACAUGAAUGGCGGUUGGAUCAUGUUUUAUGGCGAUGGAAAAAUUGAAGCGUUCAUUGACUUCGAUGAUCUUGGUUUUGCGGGCAACCGUGGUUCAGACGGUAAAGCGCCGGGUGCAGUUGAGAAGGAGACCUUGUAUAAAGAAUGGGGUGACUACCAGAGGAAUGCUAGAUUAACGUCAAAAAAGCGCUGGCGAGAUCAGUGGCCUUGGCUGAUCGCUUCUAUGCAUCUCCAUAGGUUCACGGAGAUCGUGAGCUCUCCAAUUCACCUCCCCAUGUCGAACUUCCGUGGUUCAUGCUCUCAAUGCGUUCAUAGCGAGUACCGAGUAUGGAUGUUCUGA